CCUGGUACGGCCGAGAGUGGGGAGAGUCCGCUCUCCCUCUCGAAAUACUCUCACACGGCCACGCGUAUAUAGCCUCUGCCAGGGAAGUCCUACUCAUUGCCUUCUCGUGGCGGGGGUGUUGUUUACGAAAAUGAGAGGACGAAAAGCGAAUGUCCGGCGCUUUAACCGGAUUCCAAACCAAUGGUGCACAUGGGCUCCAGUAUCCUGCGGGAACGAAUGGCGUAUGAACCAAUCGUUGGUCACCGGCUACCAUGGGACUGCAUCUCCUUACGAUGCUCCACUGCCUUGUGGGUUAGACCUUUAGGUCAAAGGCUCGGGGAGUGGCCCCCUAAGAUAACCACCUGCUUCGGUUUGGGCACCCGGGCAGUAUCACAGCCCACACACAAAUGAUGAACUGUUUAUGUCUAUGGAAACUACUUUUGUCGCUUUGAAAAACAAUCAAUUGAUUCAAAUUAUGAUCACUACAAUUAUUGUCAUUAUUAAUACUAAUAUUAUUAUUACUACUAUUAUUGUCAUUAUUGUUAUUAUUAUCAUUAUUAUUAUUAUUUUCCACAUUAUUCACCUUCUUUUAUACUUAUACAGCGGCUCGUCUUUGGUGGAAUUCCGACUGUAUCUAAACGUUCUCGAGUCACUGUCCGGUUGAAAAUUGUAUGUUACCACCGAAUACGAGGACUGAAGCAGAUUUUCUGAAACCACGUGCACCAUUCAAACUGGCUGCCUUCAACGUUCGCACAUUUAUGCAGGUCGGACAACAGAUAGGGCUGGCUAUGUCUUUGGAAAGUCUUAAUAUCGACGUGUGUUGUCUAUCCGAGACCCGUAUUCAAGACUCUGGCGAAGUACUACAAAUUCGAUCUCCAUCUGUCGCUUCGAAAAGCUUGUUUUACGUGCGCUUAUCCGGGGACCCUGUGGCAUCUUCGUCUGGUUUUGCUGGCGUUGGUGUCGCACUAAGCGCUAGAGCUGAGGCAGCACUAGUCGAUUGGAUCCCCAUUAACAGUCGGUUAUGUGCUGUUAGAUUAGAAAGUUCCAUCAAAGUGAGAAGAAAUCGGCGUGAGAAACGAUGUCUUUUCGUCAUCUCCGCCUAUGCCCCGACAGAUUGCAGCCCGGAUGCAAUCAAGGAUGAGUUUUACCACCAGUUAUCAGUUCUUCUCCAGAAAGUGCGUUCGACAGAUAUUGUAGUACUAGCCGGAGACUUGAAUGCUCAGGUCGGGCGUCUAGGCACAGAAGAGAGUCGUUUAGGUGGCCGAUGGGGACUCUUUGGUCGCAGGUCAGAUAACGGGGACCGUCUACUGCAACUUUGCACAGACCACAACCUGUUUCUGCCUAGCACUAACUUUCGGCACAGUCAUCGCCGAUGUGCCACCUGGCGUCCUCCCUCUGCAUCUCAAGCCUGGACUCAGAUUGAUCACAUCGCGAUCAGCUACCGCUGGCGUGGUUGUGUACAAGACUGCCGCUCCUUUUGGAGUACCUAUCUGGACUCUGACCAUGCCUUGGUCUGCGCCAAUCUUGCCUUACUUUUCAGUGGACAACGAAGUGAACGCCAUCAACGGAUUGAUGUUAGCAAGCUGGUUGCAACUUCUGUUGCAAGUAAGUAUCGAACCGAGCUAGCCUCUAGGCUAGCUACCACUCCACCGAAAAGUAUAGAUGAGCAUUGGUUGCAAUUGCAUGACGCCAUGAAAAUGGCGGGAACAGUCAGUUGUGGGUUUGCGAAACGUCCCGCUUUUAAGCACUGGGUUUCUUCUGGUUCCUUACAACUCAUUGAAGCCCGUCGGUCUACUCCGGGUAACCGUGAGUUUGGCCAUAAACGAAGGAUUUUACGUAAGGAAAUCGGGCAAAGCUUGGGAAAGGACCGAGAAGCCUGGUGGUCGAUGCGUGCUAAUGAGCUGGAAGCAGCAGCUGCAUCUGGUAACUACUGGAAGCUCCUCCAACUCAUCCGAGCCACUGGCAGCAAGAAGUCUGGUGUGAGUGAAACAAUCUGCGAGGAUGAUGGGAUGCCAAUCACUAACAUCCAUCGACGUCUUGGACGAUGGGCAGAAUUUUUCGAAGGGCAGUUCAACUGGCCUGCUGCUCCGGCAACAUCGGUCAGACUGUCCUGCCCUCCAUGGCCGGUGACGACUGAUCCACCAAAUGAGGAGGAAGUCCGCAAGGAACUCCAACUCUUGAAGCGUUACAAAUCACCUGGCCCAGAUGACUUACCUCCGGCUCUUUUUAAAGAUGGUGGUGACUUUUUGACUAAGGAAUUGACGACGUUGUUUACAAAGGUUUGGGAACUAGAGAGUGUACCAACGUCAUGGAAUGAGUCGAUAGUUGUCCCUAUCUUUAAAAAGGGUUCACGUCGUUCUUGUAACAACUAUCGGGGGAUAAGUUUACUUCCGAUUGCGUCCAAGCUAUUGGCUUCCGUCAUUCUUCGUAGGUUGUUCAAAACCCGAGAAAGAUUGACUCGCGAGGAGCAGGCUGGGUUUCGUUCUGGUCGAGGAUGUAUUGAUCAUAUCUCCACCCUCCGCCAAAUGUUAGAACACCGCCAUACUUUUCAAAGGCCAACAAUCGUAGUGUUUCUUGACAUCAGGGCUGCCUUCGAUUCGUUGGAUAGGACUGUUCUCUGGGAUUGUCUAUUGAAGAAGGGUGUGCCUGAGAAGUUUAUUAACAUCCUAAAAGCCCUGUAUAAAAACACCUCAGGCAGAGUGAGGGCAUACAACCACCUCUCUCCAUUGUUCCAUUCGAGCAGUGGGGUUAGGCAGGGUUGCCCAAUCUCACCAUUCCUCUUCAACUUUGCCAUCGAUGACAUUCUGGAAACAGCUCUGAUGAAUGUAAGUAAUGGUGGUGUGGAUCUGUUGCCUGGAGAAAGACUUCUCGACCUUGAGUAUGCGGACGAUAUUGUCUUACUGUGCGAUAAUCCCCAAGACAUACUAUCCGCACUUAAUCAGUUGGCAAUCAGUGUCCGUAGGUAUGGUAUGUGCUUUGCACCUUCGAAGUGCAAAGUACUUCUACAAGACUGGCAGGAUUCUAAUCCUGUACUCACCCUGGAUGGUGAGCAGAUAGACGUAGUUGAGAAGUUCGUGUAUCUGGGUAGCUGCAUAAGUGCUGGUGGGGGUGUGAGUGAUGAGAUCAAUGCACGAAUAGUGAAAGCCAGAGCGGCUUAUGCCAAUCUGGGCCACCUUUGGCGCCUUCGUGAUGUUAGUCUGGCUGUAAAAGGCCGGAUCUACAACGCGUCGAUGAGAGCAGUUUUGCUCUAUGCUUGUGAAACCUGGCCUCUCCGAGUUGAGGACGUUAGACGACUCUCUGUGUUCGAUCAUCGCUGUCUCCGAAGGAUUGCUGACAUUCAGUGGCAACACCAUGUCAGUAAUGCAGAGGUUCGGCAUCGUGUGUUCGGGCACAGAGAUGAUAACUCAAUUGGUGUCACCAUCUUGAAACACCGACUUCGGUGGCUUGGACAUGUUCUCCGAAUGUCGUCCCAGAGAAUUCCACGUCGUGCAUUAUUUGCCGACUCUGGGACUGGUUGGAAGAAGCGGAGAGGUGGUCAGUGCAUGACAUGGUGUCGUGGCAUGAAAGAAAGCUGCAAAGGACUGGCUUGUGUUGGUCCUUCACGACUCCCUGGCUGGGGUCCGAGAGAUGGUGCUACACAGUGGCUAGAGACGUUAUCAGAUAUGGCUCAGAAUAGAAGCCAGUGGCGAUCCUGCUGUAACCUUCUUUUACUUUCUUCAUAAAAAGUGGUUGUGUCUCCUUUACUUGAAAGAUUUCUUCUGAUUGUACCUCUUCGUCAUUACUCUCUUUUUCUUUUGCGUUCCUUAGUUUUUUUUUUCUCUUCGAAUUCCCAUUGUUUUGUCUGGCGCAUAUAUAUUGGCGCUCUCUUGUACCAAUAUUUAUGUGUUCAAAUAAAUAAAUAAAUAAAU
Molecule: messenger RNA, 3887 nt
Organism: Schistosoma haematobium
Lineage: Eukaryota; Metazoa; Platyhelminthes; Trematoda; Strigeidida; Schistosomatidae
Exons: 1
Coding region: 651-3701 (1016 amino acids)
Source: RefSeq, a predicted model, not a curated record